Molecule: messenger RNA, 4633 nt
Organism: Cavia porcellus (domestic guinea pig)
Lineage: Eukaryota; Metazoa; Chordata; Mammalia; Rodentia; Caviidae
Gene: Efna3
Product: ephrin A3
Exons: 5
Coding region: 2284-3042 (252 amino acids)
Biological process (GO): axon guidance; ephrin receptor signaling pathway
Cellular component (GO): plasma membrane
Molecular function (GO): ephrin receptor binding
Source: RefSeq, a predicted model, not a curated record
ACGCGCCGCGCUGAUGGUCCGCGCCACCGCCACCCGGAGCCCUGGCGCGCGGGCCCACGCCGCGCACACGUGGUCGGGCCUCGCCUGCUCUCGGGCAGGCGGCGCGCAGCCUCGGGGGCGCGCGCUGGAGGGAAAAGCCUCUCCUUACAGCCCUUCUCCGCCUCCACUCCUGUAACUCUUCAUCCCGCGUCUCGGGCGGGGGCUGGAAUUUAACAAGUUCGCCGCCGCUUGGGAUCCUUUCCCUACUCCCUGGUCUUGUUAGACACCCUGUUUACCGUCCCCUAAUUGCCCCGGGGGGAGAAGUGUGCGCCUUCCCUACUCCCCCGACGCGCAUCCUCUCCACUCAGUAAGAGGGCUUGCGUUGUGCCUGAAGUGAUGCGACCAGGAGAGACUAAAAUAACAGGGUGAUGGGCGAGGGGCGAGCUCCAGACAGGUGUGUUGACACUAGCCUUUCUGCGCAGAGGUGGGAAGUAAAGUGGGGGAGGAACAGAGAGCUGUCAGAGGGGCAGGACCCAACCCAGUCCACCCCAGGGCGGGCUAGGUGCAGAGGCCUAGCGGCACCUGCUUCUGCCCUGCGGGGCAGAGAACGUGACAGAUUCAAUUAAAGGGCCCCAAGCCAAGCAGACAGGUCGAGUCUCCUAGCAGUUGUGGCCAGGACGUCUGGCACUCAGCCUUUCUCACUCCUGUCCACCAGACACCAACUAGGCACAGCCACCCUUCCAAGCAGGUCUUCCUGCCACAUGCCUAGAUUCAGGGUGUAUCUUGGGGACUUUUUCUGCCACGAACACAGGAAUCAAUCGAUAAGAGGUGGCUUCUAUUCUUUUGUGGCCAUCCAGCCACCUUUUUUAUAGAACUGGUCCCACCCUGUUGAGGGAACUCAGACUAGGACUCAGAGUAGGACUCUGGAGCUGGUUUGCUCCCUCAGGAAUGGGGUGUGUGGUAGGAGGAACUGGGUGGCAGCAGGGAGAGGUACCGGGGAGAGGCUGCUUCAGAAUGGAACUGUAAUCAUUGACCAACUCUAGGACAGAGGCCACACUGUGUCUGUGCGUCUGCUUCAGGCUUCGAACUGAAUGCUGGCAGCCCCCUCCCCAAAGCCUGAGGGAGGAAUUGGAGAAUACAGGGUUGAGAUGGACAGGCAAUGCUGGGGUGGUGGCUGGGAGCCAGGCCUGGUCUAACCCGUUUUCCAGCUCUCAGUGCCCCAGGCUGAGACUCCUGCCCACCUGGGUGCCAGAGCCAGGGAGGGGCCGAGUGACCUGUCACUCCCAUGGGAACCAAGUGGGACUGGUGGCAUGUCUGAUGAUUCAAGGAGGCUGUGCCCAUCUCUUUGGAUGCCCAAAACCAGCUCCCACCCAUCUGCCUCACUGCUAGGCAUGGAAGGGGUACUUGGGAAGGGGGGGGCAGCCCAGGUAAAGCUGGAGAAGUAGAGUCAGGCAUGGGGAGGGAUUCAGAGACCAAGCUCAUCUUCCUAAUUACUGUUUAUAAAACUGGGUGGUGUCUGGUGACAUAGAGAGCCAGCCCCCCUCCCCUACUCCCAGGGACUAUGGACCCCAGUUUUCACAUUUUCUAGGUACCCCAGGGCUCCCUGGGUCCACUGUCCUUUAUCUCACUGCCCAUGUGUAUGCAUUCUUACCCCAGGAAACAGGGGUAAGGAAUGCUCCUUGGAGUUUCUGUCCUCCAUCCCUACACCCCUCUGUACCACCACCAAGGGUAUUCGGACCAACACUUUGAUGGUGAUUAGCAAGGCAGAUGGGGAUGACAAGAGACCCAGCAUCUGCUGCUUUGUCCCAGAGAUGAUACUGAAGUACGAGGCACAGCCAUCUUGUCUGGGUAUUGUGCCCCUUGCUCUACCUAGCCUGGCUAUGGGGACAGUGCCACCCAAGUGGAGGAGGGAGGUGUGUGAUGAGGCAAGAGUGCUGGCCGCUUGGCACGAUGCUGUAAGGGGCUUGGUGCUGAGCCCCCCGGUGCCCUGGUCAGUUGUAUUGGAGACCCAGUGGUCCAUGGCCUCGGGAUGAGGUAGCUGGGACUCAGUAGAGGCCAGUAAUAUUGCUAUGUGUCGAGAUCCUCGGGCCCUGAGAUUGCUCGGAUCAGCCGAUACUGGCCAGCGGCUUGGCACACGUGCAGCCUCCCUUCUCUGAGUAUGCACCUUGAGUGGGCGGUGGACAUAUUUGUGUGUGUGCCAUGGAACCUGUGCGUGUACAUGCAUGAAGUACCACGCACGUCUGGGAGGGCAGGUCUUGUUGGACUGGCCUUGGGCGGACCGGCAAGGAAAUACGCUGGGAAUCGAUGGAGAGGGGGUGUGUGUCCCACGGAAGGCUCCCUGCCGCCUUCCCUGCUUCGCUGCCAUCGCCUCCGUCUCUCAUCCCGGUUGGUGCGGGAUGGGAGAUGGACGGAGGAAAUCCGGGCCUGGGUCUGGGAGUCGCUGGUGCCUGCGCCGUUUCUGUGGCAACCGAAGCCCUGCGGCGCGAGGGCUACACCGUGCAAGUGAACGUGAACGACUAUCUGGACAUCUACUGCCCGCACUACAACAGCUCGGGGGCGGGCCCUGGGGCGGGGCCCGGGCCGGGCGGCGGGGCGGAGCAGUACGUGCUGUACAUGGUGAGCCGCAGUGGCUACCGCACCUGCAACGCCAGCCAGGGCUUCAAGCGCUGGGAGUGCAACCGGCCGCACGCCCCGCACAGCCCCAUCAAGUUCUCAGAGAAGUUCCAGCGCUACAGCGCCUUCUCGCUGGGCUACGAGUUCCACGCCGGCCAGGAGUACUACUACAUCUCCACGCCCACCCACAACCUGCACUGGAAGUGUCUAAGGAUGAAGGUGUUCGUCUGCUGCGCCUCCACAUCGCACUCCGGGGAGAAGCCGGUCCCCACCCUCCCCCUGUUCACCAUGGGCCCCAAUGUGAAGAUCAACGUGCUGGAAGACUUCGAGGGAGAGAACCCCCAGGUACCCAAGCUGGAGAAGAGCAUCAGCGGGACCAGCCCCAAGCGGGAGCACCUGCCUCUGGCCGUGGGCAUCGCCUUCUUCCUCAUGAUGCUCUUGGCCUCCUAGUUCUGCCCCCUACUUGGCAGUGAGAGAUGGGUGGGGCCAAGAAGGGGCAGGGAGCCAUGGGCUCUCCAAGGGACGCCUAGCUGUGGGGCCUGUACCUUUCCACGGCUGAAACUGGGGUCUACACAUACAUCUGUGCCCGCCCCUUCUGCCCCCCUCGGUUAAGGGCACUGCACUGGGCCAGGCACGGGGACAGCCACAGCUCCCAGGUGGCCUUGUGCCUCUGGUAAUGUUUGGUACCAAACCGGGGGCAACGAAGGGUAGUGCUCAGGACUCCCUGCCCCCUCGUACCUCUCCCUGCUCCUGGUGCCCUCCCCCAUUGUCCCCUCAGAGAGACAGAUGUGCCCCAGAGAGAGCAAGCUGAAGCAUGGGAGGUGCCAGGUCACCCUCCUCCUGGGGCAGAGCAUGGGGAGGGGGCUCGAUAGGGGAGGGUGGCACCACCCGCUGCCCCCUCCCCCUGUUUACAGCAAUAAGCACGUUCUCCUCCCCCUCCCGCUCGAAGGAUUGUGGUUUGGAUUGAACCCAAGUUUACAAGUAGACACCCCUGGGGAGACAGGUAGUGGACAAGGAUGGCAAGGGGGUGGGCAUUGGGGUGCCAGGCAGGCAUGUAUAGACUCUAUAUCUCUAUAUAUAAUGUACAGACAGACAGAGUCCCUCUUCCUCCCUAACCCCGGCCCUUCUUGACUUCCCCUUCCAGCUUUAGACACCUCCCCACCAGGCUAGGCCCCCCGGGGGACCCCCUGGCCCCUCUUUUGUCUUCUGUGAAGACAGGACCUAUGCAACGCACAGACACUUUUGGAGACCUUGAGACAACAACGCCCCUCCCUUUUAGCCUUGCUCCUGGAACCAACUCCCAGGACCUGCCCUGCCCACCCUCUGUGGUCCCCACCCAUCCUGGGCCUUUUACAAGUGCUUUGGCUGUGACUUUCAUACUCUGCUCUUAGUCUAAAAAAAUAAACUGGAGAUAAAAAUCCCUGAGUGUGUGUGAUUUCAAGGGGAGACAGCCUUGCGUUCACUGAUCAUAACCCACAGGUCCUGGGUCUGGGUCUGGGCGAGAUUCUGGGCCAGAGUCACGACAGGCCUUGUCCCCUUUGAGAGCCGUGCCUCUCUGUGGCUCCAUGCUGGUUGACUUUGGGCAAAUCCUUUAACCUCUCUGGGCCUCAGGUAUCCCAUGUGAAUACUGGGCUAUAAAGCAUGCCUCAGAGUUGGUGUAAGGAUUAAAUGAUUUGGGAGUUAAAGCCUCAGUUGCGGAAGGUGAUCUUCUUUUCUCAUUCCACAGUGUAAUCGGAGGUUCUUGGCCGGGGUCUAUGGAUUUCUGGGGAUUUGUGAACCUAGAUAGGAAAAAAAAUCACACCUUUAUUUUCACUCCCUGUAACUGAAAUUUAACAUCUUUUAAUGUGGUUGGACAAGCCACAAAAGUAUUAACAGUACCUGUGACUUUGUAACCAACAGAAAUCACAGAUGUUUUCAGACUUGAGUUGUCAAAGAUACUGUCUCAUUUAUGUUCAUCUCUACUUUGAAAUGAUCAUAGUUGUGAGACCUUCCAUGUUCUUAAUGUGUUAAUAAAGAAACAUAUAUAUUACUAUACCCAAAA